AUGCCACAAGAUUUACGACCUUGGUGGCAAACUGCCAUCGGUUAUCAAAUAUGGCCGGCGUCUUUCAAAGAUUCGAACAGUGAUGGCAUAGGCGAUCUCAAUGGAGUUCUCAGCAAGCUCGACUACCUCCGAUCACUGGAAGUCGAUCUCAUCUGGUUUUCUCCUGUCUAUGAUUCGCCCAACAGAGACAUGGGAUAUGAUGUCUCUGAUUACGAAUCCAUUCACCCACAGUAUGGCACCAUUGCCGACAUGGAAAACCUCAUCAAAGAGGCCAAGAAACGUAACAUCAAAAUUGUCAUGGAUAUGGUCACAAAUCAUUCGUCUGACCAACACCGCUGGUUCUUGGAGAGUUGCAAAUCUCGGUCAGGGCCAUAUAGUGACUUUUACAUCUGGCGGGAUCCAAAAUACGAUAGCGAAGGUAACCGACAACCACCAAAUAAUUGGCGCACUGGGUCACGAUAUGGAAAAAGUACAUGGAAGUACGUCGAAGCAAGAGAUCAGUACUAUUUCUGCUUUGGAACUACUUAUCAGCCUAACUUGAAUUGGUUCUGCGACGAUUUGAGACGCGCAAUAUACGACAGCGCGGUGAAAUUUUGGUUGGACAGAGGUGUCGAUGGGUUCAGGAUGGAUUUGGUCGGGUUAUACUGGAAAGAUCCAACCUUUCCUGAUGCAAAAGAAGUUUAUCCUGGAGAGGCGCUGCAACCGCUUGACGGAUCGCGGUGUUUGAAUGGCGAAGAAGUGCAUGUCUGGUUAAAGGAGUUGAAGGAAAGAAUCACGCAAGACUUUGGACAGGACAUCGUGUUGAUUGGGGAGCUCCCCUCGACUGACCGGGAGACAUUCCUACGAUACAUAUCUCCUGAAUCGAGAGAACUAGAGAUGGCUCUCGAUACAGACAUCUUCAUCGUGGGAAAUGAAUGGACAGAUGGUCUGUACGAGCUCAAAAAGCCAGAGCUACCGCUAUUCAAAGAUGCCGUCCUGAAGACGCAGAGCCUUCUUGACGAUGGAGGCUGGCCUACUGCAUUCCUCGAGAAUCAUGAUUUCGCUCGCAGUGUAUCCCGUUUUGGGCCAGGUGAGGGGACCUAUCGCGAAGCUGCCGCAAGGAUGCUUGCUCUCAUGGCUGCAACACUUUCCGGAACCUUUUUCAUCUACCAGGGUCAAGAAAUUGGAAUGACCAACGUCCCAUCACAUUGGAGGCGAGAUGACUUCAAAGAUAACGCCGACCUCGAACACAUCGAAGAUAUUGAUCCAAUCAAAGACGCUGAGGCGGUGGAGAAAUCCGUUGAUGCGCUUACCACAUGGGGGCGAGAUAAUGGAAGAACGCCAGUCCAGUGGUCAGACAAAGAUCAUGCCGGGUUUAGCGACGUGAAACCCUGGAUUAGGGUCAUCGACAACUACACUUACAUAAACGUCGAAGAGCAACUUGGAAACCCGAACAGCAUACGUUCUUUCUGGGUAAAGAUGAUGAAGAUGAGGAAAGAGAUGUAUGAUGUGUUAGCCUGCGGGCAUUUUCGUCUCGUUGACAGGGACAACCUCAGUGUGUUCUCGUAUACGAAAACAAGUGCUGAUGGAAAGACCGAGAUGCUAGUGGUAUUGAACUUUUCGAGCGAGGAGGCUCGGGCUCCGAGGCAAAUCGGGAAAGAUCUAAUGCAUCUCGUUUGCACGACAGCUGCGAUGUCGACGAAGACUAGCUUAGAUGAAGUCACAUUGCAGCCAUGGGAGGGUCGCUUGUAUCGACUGGCACCAAAGUUGUAG
This is a messenger RNA of Bipolaris maydis ATCC 48331, 1752 nucleotides long. RefSeq names its product glycoside hydrolase. Gene Ontology annotation, biological process: maltose catabolic process; sucrose catabolic process. Gene Ontology annotation, molecular function: oligo-1,6-glucosidase activity; sucrose alpha-glucosidase activity; alpha-amylase activity. The record is from RefSeq and is a predicted model, not a curated record. NCBI's taxonomy places the organism in Eukaryota, Fungi, Ascomycota, Dothideomycetes, Pleosporales, Pleosporaceae.